ACUUUAUCAAUCGCAACAAAUUCAAUUGUUUCCUUCUAUUUGUUGUUUAAAUUUUUGUAUUGAUUUUAAUAGUAUCAAUAAAAACAAAUAGAAACAGUUUAAUAAUUAUAGCGCUGAAUAUAUAUAAAAUAAUUUCAUGUGCAACGGAACGCCAUACUUUUAAAAAUGUCGUUCUUGGUGAAUGUUUUGCUGCGAAAAAGUGCUAAUUUAGGGAAUUCAAAAGCCUUAUUAGCGAAUCUUCCGGCAUUAUAUAAUGUGAACUCUCAGCGUGAAGCUCACAGAUGGAUGCCCGACGAAAGCUUCAUCAAGCAAUUUCAGGGUGCUGUCAUGUACCCUGAAGGCGUUACAGCUCUUUUGAAACACCCACCAUAUAACAGCAUCGUCACGCCAGCAGAAAAAAAUGUCCGCAAUAUGCUUCUCAACUUCGGACCACAGCAUCCCGCUGCUCACGGUGUGCUCCGUCUCGUAAUGGAGCUCGAUGGUGAGACGGUACGCGGCGCUGAUCCCCACAUUGGUCUCCUCCACCGCGGCACGGAAAAGCUGAUCGAAUACAAGACGUACACCCAGGCGUUGCCUUACUUCGACCGUCUCGACUAUGUAUCUAUGAUGUGUAAUGAACAAUGCUACAGCUUAGCGGUUGAAAAACUCCUGAAUAUUGAUAUACCAUUGAGGGCGAAGUAUAUAAGAACCCUGUUCGCGGAGAUCACUCGCCUGCUGAACCACAUAAUGGCGGUGGGCACGCACGCGCUGGACGUGGGCGCGCUGACGCCGUUCUUCUGGCUGUUCGAGGAGCGCGAGAAGAUGAUGGAGUUCUACGAGCGCGUCAGCGGCGCCAGGAUGCACGCCGCCUACAUCCGGCCCGGGGGGGUGUUUCUGGACAUGCCGCUGGGCCUGAUGGACGACAUAUACGAGUUCGCGAGCAAGUUCGCCGAGCGGCUCGACGAGGUGGAGGACGUGCUGACCACCAACCGCAUCUGGGUGCAGCGCACCAAGGACGUGGGCGUGGUCACCGCGCAGGACGCGCUCAACUACGGGUUCAGCGGCGUGAUGCUCCGCGGUUCGGGCAUCAAGUGGGACCUGCGCAAGAGUCAGCCCUACGACGCCUACCACCUGGUGGACUUCGAUGUACCGAUCGGCACCCACGGGGACUGCUACGAUAGGUACUUGAUUCGAGUCGAAGAAAUGCGGCAGAGUCUCCGCAUCAUCGAGCAGUGCCUCAACCAGAUGCCGCCCGGGGAGGUGAAGACGGACGACGCCAAGCUGACGCCGCCGUCGCGCGAGGAGAUGAAGACUUCAAUGGAGGCGCUGAUCCACCACUUCAAGCUAUUCACUCAAGGCUACGCCGUCCCCCCCGGGGCCACCUACACCGCCGUGGAGGCGCCCAAGGGAGAGUUCGCCGUGUACCUCGUGUCCGACGGCAGCUCCAAGCCAUACCGAUGCAAGAUAAAGGCGCCAGGGUUCGCUCAUCUCGCGGCGCUCGAGAAAAUCGGGAAGAAUUCCAUGUUGGCCGACAUUGUGGCCAUCAUCGGGACCUUGGACAUCGUGUUUGGGGAGAUCGAUCGAUAAACACAUACGAAAAUAUUUAAAUAUACAUAUAUACAUGUAUGUAUAUAUAUUUACAUAGAUAGUUUUAAAGUAUACCAUUCGAUUAUAAUAAAUCCAUCGUGAUUGUCAAAUUUUCACAAAACCCUAAUAAAUUAUACAUAUAAACUUUCGUUAUGAAUCACUUCGUCCAUUGGUGAAAACCGUAUGAAAAUCGGUUCAGUAGUUUUCAAGCUUAUCGCGGUCAGACAGACAUACGCGGGGAGGAUUUUGUUUUUAUAAUAUAUAGUAAUCAUAGAAUGGUUUUUAUAAUUAUCUUAUAAUAUUCUACAUAGUGUAGUAAGAUUUCAUUGGAUUUUUUUAAGAUUUUUUUUUCUCAUAUUAAAAAAAUACAAAUAUUUAAGUUUCUAAUAACAGUAUUUCAAUUUUGUUAAACAUAUAUAUAAAUAUAUACCAAUAGAUUAUAUAAUACUAUGCUAACCUGUGUAGUUUGAAAUUGCCUCUUGUAUUUAUUUAUUGUAUUAAAAAUUAAUUAUUAUUAGUAUUUGUAUUUUACUGGUGGUAGGGCUCUGUGCUAGCUCGUCUGGGUAGGUACCACCCACUCAUCAGAUAUUCUACCGCAAAACAGCAGUACUUGUUAUUGUUAUGUUCCGGUUUGAAGGGUGAGUGAGCCAGUGUAAUUACAGACACAAGGGACAUAAAAUCUUAGUUCCCAAGGUUGGUGGCGCAUUGGCUGUAUAAGCGAUGGUUGACAUUUCUUACAAUGCCAAUGUCUAAGGGCGUUUGGUGACCACUUACCAUCAGGUGGCCCAUAUGCUCGUCCGCCUUCCUAUUCCUAUUCUAUAAAAUAUCUCAAUAUUUAAUAUAUAUAAUUUAUUAAUAUGAUUCGAUAAAUAUGACAUUAGUAAUUGUAUCCCUUUAAGGGUUGAAUUAUAUAAAAAAACAACCCUCAAAACCAAUGUAGUAAUUUUAAGUUACAUUUAGAUUAUUUAAUAGGCUUAAAAUAAAAACGUGUUUAUUUUAAAUGUAUAAUAAAAAUUAAAUUGUACAUAAAUUAAAAAAAUGUUAAGUUUGAAGCGAUUUGGACCGUAACUGUAUUUAUUUGAAGCAAUAUUAUUUGAUUCAGUAAAAGCUUCAUUUUUUUUCCAAAUCUUCCCAAAUUUAGGCCGGUUGGCGUGGUUGGUAGAUGCCUACCUUUCACGCCGAAGGUUGUGGGUUCCAUUCCCACCCAGAACAAACAUUUGUGUGCAUGAACAUGUCUGUUUGUCCAGAGUCUGGAUGUAAUUAUCUAUAUAAGUAUGUAUUUACAAAAGAAAAAUAGUAUAUGUAGUAUAUCAGUUGUCUGGUUUCCAUAGUACGAGCUCUGGUUAGUUUGGGAUCAGAUGACCGUGUGUGAAUAAUGUCCCAGGAUAUUAUUAUUAUUUUUGAUCAACUCAAAACGAUUUAGCGUUUGAAAUGUUUUAUAAAUCUGACCUCGAAUAUUUAAUUAGUUCGUGAUAAUCAAUGUGUAUCUAGAAACCCUAUGGAAUUAAAUAUAUUCAAUCAAUGGA
Messenger RNA from Nymphalis io (European peacock), 3092 nucleotides. Its product is annotated as NADH-ubiquinone oxidoreductase 49 kDa subunit-like. Gene Ontology annotation, biological process: mitochondrial electron transport, NADH to ubiquinone. The coding region runs from base 166 to 1566 and encodes 466 amino acids. Gene Ontology annotation, molecular function: quinone binding; NAD binding; NADH dehydrogenase (ubiquinone) activity. NCBI's taxonomy places the organism in Eukaryota, Metazoa, Arthropoda, Insecta, Lepidoptera, Nymphalidae. The record is from RefSeq and is a predicted model, not a curated record. The transcript has 10 exons.